Zychaea mexicana is the source of this 790-nucleotide messenger RNA. Its product is annotated as trimeric LpxA-like protein. The transcript is spliced from 6 exons. The coding region runs from base 46 to 612 and encodes 188 amino acids. NCBI's taxonomy places the organism in Eukaryota, Fungi, Mucoromycota, Mucoromycetes, Mucorales, Lichtheimiaceae. The record is from RefSeq and is a predicted model, not a curated record.
CUUUUCUUUUGAAGUUUAUGUGCGUGAUAAAAAAACUAAGGCCAAAUGGAUACCCCACUUGUUUUUUAUAACCGGUCUGAAUAUAUAGAAACUGACACGGGCAACAAAGUGUCACGAGCAUCUGUGAUUUGUGGAAGUCAGAACAUUAUUCUCGGAGGCAAGACAAUUAUACAAACGGAAUGCGUUAUUCGUGGAGAUCUUCGACGGACAGGCGGAGGUCAUGCCGUCGUUGUUGCGAUCGGUCGAUACUGUUUACUUUCGCGAGGAUCGAUUAUCCGACCACCAUAUAAGACAUAUAAAGGCAUGUUCAGUUAUUAUCCGAUGAAGAUAGGCGAUCAUGUCACAAUUGGUGAAGGCAGUAUCAUUGAAGCUGCUACGAUCGGAUCGCACGUAACGAUAGGAAAGAAUUGCAUUAUUGGUCGAUUCGCUAUUAUAAAAGACUGCUGUUGCAUCACUGACAAUACAGUUAUACCACCUAACACAGUCGUACCUUCGUUCUCCGUAUAUUCUGGCUCCCCAGGAACAUAUCAAGAUGAAUUACCCGAAUGUACACAAGAGCUCUACGAAAACAAAACUAAAGAUUAUUAUGCAAAAUUUACAGCCAAAGAUUAAAUAAUAGUAAUCAUUGCAAACACGCACAACUUUUACUUUUGCAUACACAAUUUGCUUUUGUUUGUUUCUAUGGGAUUUGGAAAAUACUUUCCAAGAAGUGGCAAAGAAAAAGAGUCAAUUGUGAGAUGCCUUAUUGCAUUUGCUAUAUCCCUAUUAUUUCAUCUUUCUUCUAUUCAAC